AUGAUCGGAUUCAGAACCCCAGUCAAAAAGGCAACCAAAGCCCUGUCAGAAGACAUGGCUAAAAGCCCGGACAAAACCGUCAGACGGAGUAUCGAAAAAUGGGAAACGACCAACAGGGACAUUACUCAAACUCUGACCCCCACAGCCACCCCAACGACGUCGCAGGCUGGCCCUGCAAAAACUCCGCCAAAAACGCAACAGCUUACCCAAAGCCAAAUCGAAAAGCAACAGGCAGUACCGUCCGUGAACGAACCGAUCACACCACAAAAAACCCCGGCUGAACAACAAGCCAUGCGAAAGUCCCUGGUCUCAGCACCAAAAUAUCAAAGGGAUAAGAUCAAGGAGGCGAAACACUACAUGGACAAGAUUAUGGAGGCGAGAGCUUGCGUAAUCAAGGGUAAAGCAAACCUAGACGAAUCUAGAAACAUAAAAACGACGAUAAAAGUCGAGACUAAAGGUCUGCUGGACCGCCUGUAUACAUUGGUAAAGGAGGCAGUGGCUGAGGGAAAAAAGGGAAAGACAGGAGCAGGAGAAAAGGAGACUCCCGGGAAGGUGAUGUCUGAAGCAUCCGCGACAGACAAAACCUUCACGGCAAACGCAGAGAAAGAAAGAGAGAUGUAUGUGCAGAAAUGUACAAAUGAGGAAGAUAUCCAGGAUAUAAAAACACUAAUAGCUAGAAACACCAAACUACUGGAAGAGAUAAAGACCGAAAUGAAAACCAGUUUCGAAAAACAAGAAAGGACGAUUGAGGGGGUGGCGACAACGGCGUCAUACGCGAGCGUGACAGCCGGGCCGCCUAGUUCAGUCCCAAAAGUCAGACCGGAAGGAAGAAGCACAUUACACACCGUUGUCAUCACCUCCAAAAAUGACACCGAAACAGGAGAGGAAGUCCUGGAUAAAAUAAGAAAGGCAGCUGACGCCAAGGAGGGAUGGAUAAAGGUGGAAAGAGUAAGAAAGGCGAAGGAUAGGAAGGUACUAAUGGGAUUCGGGACCAAAGGAGAGAGAGACAAAUUCCGAGAAAGGAUGGAGAGCCAGGGAGUCGACCUCACCGUCGAGGAAGUGAAGAACAAGGACCCGCUUUUGGUCCUUAAGAGCGUCCUCUCAGUCAAUACAGAUGAGGACGUUCUAAAAGCUCUUAGGAACCAGAAUCGGGACGUCUUUCGCGGCCUCGACGAGGAGGAAGACAGGGUACACAUAAAAUAUAGAAAGAAAACCAGGAACCCCCACACUUGCCACAUAGUGGUCAGCGUCUCUCCUACCAUCUGGCAGAGAGCCACGGGUACCGGAAGCGUACACAUAGAUCUACAACGGAUCAAGGUGGAAGAUCAGACCCCACUGAUCCAAUGUACACGCUGCCUGAGUUUCGGUCAUAGUAAGCGGCUGUGCACCGAAACCGUGGACCUGUGCUCCCACUGUGGGGGACCUCACCUAAGGUUGGAAUGUCCAGAUUGGACCGCCGGGUUGCCACCAAAAUGCAGAAAUUGUUCCAGGGCAAAUACAGAAAACACCGAGCACAAUGCUUUCGAUACCAGGUGCUCGGCGAACCUACAGAGGAGCGCACUUGCUACAGCCGAACUGAUAGUCGAGGCGGAAAAAAGAAAGGUGGCUUUUGCGCUAGUCCAGGAACCAUACACCAGCAACACGGGACGACUCAAAACCCACACAGGCACCAGAGUCAUACAAUGCGAAAGAACAACCGGGGUGAACAAAGCCGCCAUCGUGAUCUUCAACGACCACCUAAAUAUAACCCACUGUCCCACCCUUACCACACAUAACAUCGCGGUGGUAAAGAUAAAAACCGAAAAAGGGCAAAUCGGAGUAGCAUCGGUAUAUCUAGAGGGAGAUGCACCAAUCGAACCCUACAUAGAAUGGAUCGAAAAAAUCAGAAAGGAGAUCGGGACUGACAGCAUCCUUCUGGGUGGUGAUAUCAAUGCCUGGAACACAUGGUGGGGAAGCACAAAGGUGGAUCACAGGGGGGAGAUUUUUGCAGGUAUGCUGGACGAACAGGAGAUGCACAUUUUAAAUCGGGGAUCGGAGCCCACCUUUGACACAACCCGAGGCGAAAGAAGGUAUACCAGUUGCGUGGAUGUAACUGCCUGCACAGAGGACAUGCUAGUGUGCAUCAGCAACUGGAGAGUUUCAGGGGACGUGACGAGCUCCGACCACAGGGCAAUUAUUUUCGACCUCAACAUGGGGAAGCCACAGGGAGUAGAAAUCAAAAGAUCUACCAGGAAAUACAACACAAAAAAGGCAAACUGGAGUCAACUACUUGAAAAACUUAAAGAGACCUGGAAAGAAAACAACAUAAACAAAAUAGCAAUAGAAGGAAUAAGCAAUAAAACAGAACUAGAAACAACCGUAGAAAAAUACAUUAAAACAAUAGAAGAAGCUUGCAAUGACUCAAUUCCCAAGGUAAAGGAAAAGAAACAGAUGGGGUUGCCCUGGUGGUCCGAAAAACUCGAAAAAAUGAAAAAAGUUGUCGCAACGAAAAAACGACGAAUUCGGUGCGCGGCUCCUGUUCGUCGCGCAUGGGUAAUAGAGCAGUAUGUCCAGGCAAAGCAGGAAUAUGAGCUGGAAGUUAAGAAUGCCCAGACCACGAGCUGGAAGGAGUUUUGCGGGAAGCAGACCCGCGAGAGCAUGUGGGAUGGGAUUUACCGGGUCAUAGGUCGAACAACAAAAAGGGAGGAACAAAUGACAUUGAUCCAAAAUGGAAAACCACUAAGCAAUAUGGAGUCGGCAAAACUAUUGGCGGAGACCUUCUACCCGGAAGAUAAGAUAGAAAACGAUGAAGCAGACCACGAAAUAGAAAGAAAUAGAGCAAAAACGGUGAAUGAGAGAUCACAUGAUGAAGCAUGGGACCCACCAUUCACUGUGGAUGAAUUGCGCUGGGCUGCGGCUAGCUUUAAUCCCAAAAAAGCACCUGGGUAUGACGGCCUCACAGCCGACAUAUGCAAAACAAUUAUAGACCAUGACCCGAAUAUCUUCCUAGCCCUAAUAAAUGCGUGCCUGGAAUUAAAUCACUUUCCCCGGCCCUGGAAGAAAGCGAUCGUGGUGGUGCUGAGAAAACCAGGCAAGGAUGACUAUUCGCACCCAAAAUCCUACAGACCAAUCGGGCUCUUGCCCGUCUUUGGCAAGAUCUUGGAAAAAAUGAUGGUGCGAAGAAUACGUCAUUACAUCCUACCAGGUAUGAGUCGUAAUCAAUUCGGUUUUACACCACAGCGCAACACCGAGGACUCUCUCUAUGCCCUGGUACAACACCUCAAAAUAAAGCUAAAACACAAAAAGCUUACCGUUGUAGUAUCACUAGACAUAGAGGGCGCAUUCGAUAACGCGUGGUGGCCGGCAAUACAAUGCAGACUUGCUGAAACAAGGACGCCAAUAAACCUCAGACGCCUGGUAGACAGCUACCUAUCCGAAAGGAAGGUAGUAGUAAGAUACGCCGGAACAGAAUACCCAAAACAGACAAAUAAAGGCUGCAUACAGGGUUCGAUAGGCGGACCAACCUUCUGGAAUCUCCUGCUGGAUCCCCUGUUGAAGGAACUCGAAGGGAUGGGACACCACGUACAGGCGUUCGCCGAUGAUGUGGUGAUGGUUUUCUCAGGGGAUACAGCACAGGGGAUUCAAAGAGAGGCAGAUGCUGCCCUAGCGCAUGUUCGGGCGUGGGGUGUCAGAAACAAACUCAACUUUGCCCCCCACAAAACCCAAGCAAUGGUAGUGACAAACAAAAUGAAGUAUGACUCCCCACGACUGAGCAUGGGAGGGGUCAGCAUCGGACUCUCCCGCGAGAUUAAGAUCCUGGGUCUCACAGUGGACGAUAAGUUGACUUUUAACACACACGCAACAAAUGUCUGUCAAAAGGCUCUUGGAAUCUACAAGCAGCUAGCUCGGGCAGCAAAAAUCCACUGGGGCCUGGGACCAGAAAUAACACGAACAAUCUACACGGCAGUAAUCGAACCGGUGAUUAUGUACGCAGCUAGCGCAUGGGCACCUGCAACAAAUAAAAUAUGUGUGAGAAAGCAGCUGGAUGCGGUGCAGCGAGGAUUUGCACAGAAGAUAAUUAAGGCAUACAGAACGGUCUCACUUAACUCAGCCCUUCUGCUUGCAGGGUUGCUUCCACUGGAUAUUAGAGUCCGAGAAGCAGCCUCACUUUAUUGUAUAAAGAAAGGCUACGCCCGGCAAGCGGUCGGAGAUAGAGAGAUUGAGAAAUUGAUUCCAUAUGAAAACACGCCUCAUCCCGCAAAAAUGACAGAAUUACAAUUUACUUGUGUGGCAGACCGGGCACAACUAGAGGAGCACAACUCAGAAGGCCUCAAAAUAUAUACGGAUGGCAGCAAAUUAGAAGGCAAGGUCGGAGCAGCAGUCUCAGUAUGGAGAAACGGUACGGAGACCAAAACCAAGAAACUAAAGUUAGACCAUUUCUGCACUGUCUACCAAGCUGAACUGCUGGCACUUCUGGAGGCAACAACACAGGCCCUCCGAAGCCCGAUCCCAAACUGCAGCAUAUAUUGCGACUCAAGAUCCGCCCUUGAGACAGUCGUGAAUAACGUUUCCCUCCAUCCCCUAGCAGUCCAAAUAAGAAGCAACCUAAAUGAUUUAGGAACAAUGGGCAAAAUAACUGAGUUAUUUUGGAUCAAAGCCCAUGCCGGGUUGGAAGGAAACGAAAGAGCGGACGUCCUCGCCAAGGAAGCUGCCCUCAAAUUAAAAACAAAGCCAAAUUAUGACAGGUGCCCAGUCUCAUACGCAAAAAGGCAAAUACGAUUAGAGUCACUUGAAGAAUGGAACCAGCGUUACCAUCAAGGCGAGACCGCUUCAACCACGAAAAUCUUCUUCCCAGAUGCCAUAGAGGCAAAUCGUAUUAUAAAGAAAAUACAACUGGACCAUGUUCUGGUACAGGUGCUGACGGGACAUGGCGGGUUCUCCGAAUACCUGAACAGGUUCAAGUGUAAGGACAACCCGGCAUGUACCUGUGAUCCCCAGGAACGCUCGCGCUUUACUUCUACAGCACCACCAGCACCGGUCCGUGUUGGCGGACCAUCGCCUCCGGAGGCCCUUGAUGGCCUCGUUUCUGUGGACCGUAUCCAGUACGGUCACCCUCUCAGGGACCACGUGUGUGGCGGAUGA
Molecule: messenger RNA, 5121 nt
Organism: Cydia splendana
Lineage: Eukaryota; Metazoa; Arthropoda; Insecta; Lepidoptera; Tortricidae
Exons: 3
Coding region: 1-5121 (1706 amino acids)
Molecular function (GO): RNA-DNA hybrid ribonuclease activity; nucleic acid binding
Source: RefSeq, a predicted model, not a curated record